This is a messenger RNA of Rana temporaria (common frog), 1321 nucleotides long. Its product is annotated as proteinase-activated receptor 1-like. Gene Ontology annotation, cellular component: membrane. The record is from RefSeq and is a predicted model, not a curated record. The transcript has 5 exons. The coding region runs from base 351 to 1235 and encodes 294 amino acids. Gene Ontology annotation, biological process: phospholipase C-activating G protein-coupled receptor signaling pathway; blood coagulation; positive regulation of blood coagulation. Gene Ontology annotation, molecular function: thrombin-activated receptor activity. Lineage: Eukaryota; Metazoa; Chordata; Amphibia; Anura; Ranidae.
AUAUUACAGACUUGAGGAAUGACAGUCUCAGUGUUGACCUUGUUGAGGGCAAUAUUACAGACUUGAGGAAUGACAGUCUCGGUGUUGGCCUUGUUGAGGACAAUUAUAGAGAAAUCAACCUUUCCACCUUUGUCUAUUAUGGAGGAGAUUUCCUAGAACCUCCUUCUGUUGCUUAUGGUUUUCCCCACUUCGGUAUAGACAGACAACUCAAUUUAACAGAGACAUUCAUCUUAGUCCCCGAUGAAGGCAUUACAGUUACUACCCAAUUCUACCUCUCCAGUCUGUGGCUGACCAAGUUUGUGCCAUCGGUGUACACCCUGGUGGUUGCUGUGUCUUUGCCCCUGAAUGUCAUGGCAAUCAUGGUGUGUGUGUUCAAGGUAAAAAUCAAAGCCCCAGCAGUGGUCUACAUGAUAAAUCUAGCGGCUGCCGAUGUGCUCUUUGUUAGUGUCCUGCCAUUCAACAUCGCUUAUCGGUUCUCUGGAAAUAACUGGAACUUUGGGGAUGGAAUGUGCCGCUUUGUCACUGCUGCCUUUUACUGCAACAUGUACUGCUCCAUCCUGCUCAUGACAGGCAUCAGUGUGGACCGCUUCGUGGCUGUGGUAUACACAAUGAAGGCUCUUACCUGGAGAACAAAGAAAAGAGCCUGGCUGGUCUGCUUCUUCAUCUGGAUAAUAUCAAUAGCCAGCUCACUACCUCUUCUUAUAUCCAACCAAACUAUGCAUAUAGCCACACUAAACAUAACAACUUGCCAUGAUGUCUUGGAUGUAGGUGACCUCAAGAACUUUUAUAUGUAUUACUUUACCACUUUUUCUUUAGUUUUCUUCUUCCUUCCAUUGGUUAUUACCACUGUCUGCUACAUCGGCAUCAUCAGGACACUGAGAACCAAAGACAUUGAGAAUUCUUGUAAGAAAACAAGAGCGGUGAUACUUGCUGCUGUAGUCUUUUUUGCUUUCCUGAUUUGCUUCGGGCCAACCAAUGUCAUCUUUUUAAUCCAUUAUUUGCAUUUCCGUAAUAAUAUUGAUGAGUCUAUGUAUUUUGUCUAUAUUCUGUGUACUUGUAUCAGCAGUGUCAGCACCUGUCUGGAUCCACUCAUCUAUUACUACGCUUCUUCAAAGUAUCGGAAGCAUGCAUACAGUUUGCUAGGCUAUAGAAAGGCAAAAGCAGUGCAGUCAGCAACACAAAAGCUAACGGGACAAAAGGAACUUUCUACAGAAAACACUUCUACUCUAUAUUAACAAUCCAAUAUGUACCACUAAGCAAACCUUUUUUUUAUAUAUCUAAGCCUAGGUUCACACUGCUGCGAAUUCAAAAUCGCGGUAAA